This is a messenger RNA of Cicer arietinum (chickpea), 1794 nucleotides long. Lineage: Eukaryota; Viridiplantae; Streptophyta; Magnoliopsida; Fabales; Fabaceae. The record is from RefSeq and is a predicted model, not a curated record.
AUGACAAAUGUAUCAGAAAGAGAAGAAGUUCUUGAAGAUAAGGACAAUCGGCUUGAGGACGUGAUUCUUGAUAUUGUACAAGAGUCUUUUCAACGUGCACAUGUUUUUGAUAGUUUGUGCAAUGACAAAGAAGAGGCUUUGUAUCCGGGAUGCACUAACUUCACACGGUUGUUUGCGGUGCUGAGAUUGUUCAACUUGAAAGCGAGAAAUGGAUGGACAGACAAAAGCUUCACAGAACUGCUUGAGUCGUUGAAAGAAAUGCUUCCUGAAGAUAACACAUUGCCAAACCGUUAUUAUGAGGCCAAGAAGAUAUUGUGUCCAAUGGUGAAGGAUGGUGAUUCCAAUUGCGAUGAAAGCACAACAGGUUGUCCUGCAAAGGUGUUAUGGUAUCUUCCAAUAAUUCCAAGGUUCAAACGAUUAUUCCUUAAUGUCAAUGAUGCAAAGAAUAUUAGAUGGCACGCUGAUGAGAGACAACAUGAUGGAAAACUUUGUCAUCCAGCUGAUUCAUUGCAAUGGAAGAAAGUUGAUGAAUUGUAUCCUGAAUUCGGGAAUGAGCCAAGAAAUCUUAGACUUGGACUUGCCACAGAUGGAAUGAACCCAUACGGUAACUUAAGUAGUAACCAUAGUUCAUGGCCCGUUCUCUUAAUUAUCUACAAUCUACCUCCUUCAAUUUGCAUGAAGCACAAGUACAUUAUGUUAUCUAUGAUGAUUUCGGGUCCAAGGCAACCUGGAAAUGACAUAGAUGUUUAUCUAACUCCAUUGAUUGAAGACUUGAGAAUUCUAUGGGAGGAAGGUGUUGAAGUGUUUGAUGGUUAUUCUUGUGAUUAUUUUAAAAUGCACGCAAUGUUAUUUUGCACGAUCAAUGAUUUUCCUGCUUAUGGAAACUUGAGAGGUUAUAGUGUUAAAGGACAUAAAGCGUGUCCUAUAUGUGAAGAAGACACAUGGUUGAAGGAUGUCAAUGUUAAAUUUGGAAAGAAUAAAAAACAAUCCAUUGAGAAAAAUGUAUGGAAGAAAAGGUCUGUGUUCUUCAAUCUUCCUUAUUGGUCUAGUCUAGAUGUUAGACAUUGUAUUGAUGUAAUGCAUGUGGAGAAAAAUGUGUGUGAUAGUGUGAUUGGAACACUUCUCAACAUUCCAGGAAAAACAAAGGAUGGAUUGAAUGCUCGUUUAGAUAUGGUUGAGAUAGGUAUACGACAAGAAUUAGCUCCACAAUCAUCAGUGGCUAUUCGUGGAAUAUUGCCUAAAAAAGUGAAAGAUGUUUUAACUAGGUUGUGCUUAUUCUUCAAUGCUAUAUGUAGCAAAGUCAUUGAUCCUAAAAACUUAGAUGAUUUGGAAAAUGAAGCUGUUAUUAUUCUGUGCCAACUGGAGAUGUAUUUUCCUCCUUCUUUUUUUGACAUUAUGGUUCACUUAAUUGUUCAUAUAGUGAGAGAAAUUAUAUUAUGUGGUUCUGUUUAUUUAAGGUGGAUGUAUCCAAUUGAGCGAUGCAUGAAGAUCUUAAAAGGAUAUGUGAAGAAUCCAAACCGUCCCGAAGCAUCUAUUGUUCAAAGGUACAUUGCAGAAGAAGCUAUUGAGUUUUGUUCAGACUAUAUGUCAAAAGCAGACACUAUAGGAGUUCCUAAGUCUCGCCAUGAGGAUAGAUGCACAGGUAAGGGUAUACGAGGUUUAAAACUUAAGAGCGUGAGGUGUGAGGAAUUACUUCAAGCACAUUUGUAUAUAUUGAAUAAUACUGAGGAGGUUCAACCUUACCUUUUUGCUCACAAAAAUAUUGUCAAAGAAAAAAAAUCCUCGAAUGAAUGA